UCCUCUGUGAUCUAAGCGACCCCCACUCGUGGCGGGUGCUUGUUCACAUGAAGUGCUCCGCUGCUCCGCACUUCGUGCGAGGACGCGCGGCUGAGGCGCACCGCCACUCGGGACAGCAGCCGGCGAGGAUGCGUGGCAGCAGGAGCUGAUCCUUCUUCACUUCAUCCCUCUCUCUCUCUCUCUCUUAUUCUUCCUGGAAGCAAACAUGCGGGUUUUUAGUCACAGUCUGCUCCUUUGCGCGCUCCUGACCUCCGUUUACGCAGCAUCGGCGGCGUCCUCCUCCUCCUCCUCCUGUCCUCCGGGCUGCGAGUGCUCCGAGGCGGCGCACACGGUGAAGUGUGUGGCCAAAGACCUGCGGAGCGUCCCGGUUGGGAUCCCCGUAUACACUCGGAACCUUUUCAUAACGGGGAACCAGAUCACGCGCAUCGGUCCGCAGUCCUUUAAAGGCUUGGAUAACGUGACCAACCUUUCUCUCAGUAACAACAGGAUCUCGGAGAUGGAGUCGCACACCUUCUCUGGCCUCCAAAGUCUGCGCUCUCUGGACCUGAGCAACAACCAGCUGGCGGUGAUCCACCCAGAAGUCUUCGCCGUGGUCAACAAAUCCCUACGCGAGCUCAACCUGAGCCAAGCCCUGUACAACCACUCCUCUGUGAUGGAUCUGGCCACGGCGCUGCGCUGGAGCUUGCUGGGGACGCUACGCGGUCUGGACCUGUCCCACAACAGCCUCAUCUAUCUGCCCCCGCACAUCUUCUCCCACCUGCGCGGCCUACGGCGCCUGCUGCUGGCCAACAACUCCCUGGUGGCCAUCCACAACGCCACGCUGGCUGGACUGGAGGAGCUGCAGGAGCUGGAUUUGACCCUCAACUCGCUGAAAUAUGUGCCCGAGGAGGGCUUGCGGGAGCUGGACUCGCUUCCUGAGGCGGAGCUUCUUCUCGGGGAGAACCCCUUCACGUGUACAUGCGGGAUAGAACCUUUCGUCCAGUGGCUCAACCGCUCGCAGGGUCGCAUUAGAGACGCCAGCGAGUUGGUGUGCGCCUUUCCCGUCGCCAUGCGGAACACCUCCAUGCUCUCUGUGGGCGCGUUUGGCACUCUGGGGUGCCGCCAGAGGGGAGCAGGGGCAGACUUAGCCCUGCAGACCUCCUACGUCUUCUUGGGCAUCGUGCUGGGCUUCGUGGGCCUCAUUUUCCUCUUUGUGCUUUAUCUGAACCGCAGGGGCAUCAAGAAGCGCAUCUAUGACAUGCGCGACGCCUGCAGGGAGGUGUGGGAAGGUUACCAUUACCGCUUCGAGAUCGACUCGGACCCCAGGUUGUCCCGAGUGUCCUCCAGCGCAGACAUGUAAAAACCUGAACAUUUUAGCAAGGAAACGUGUAAAAAACAAAACACAUGUACAGAUUUGUCUGUAAAUAAUUGUGUUAAUAUGACAGUAUUGUUGCCUGGCUUGGCAAAAGUCUGCAGUGCUCGACUUCCACUGUUACAUAACUUUAAUGUACGACUUUAUGAGCGGAGCUCACAGUUUCCUGUCUUCCUUACAAGACCGACAGCAAGUGCCUCAAGUCAUGUUACUCAAAUAAGCAGAACAAUCCAUGACCUGCACCAUCCAAUCACAUCCGAUACAAGAGCUGUAUCAAAGAUAGUACAACAGAGAGUUGUAUUAUCUGUUGUUUCAGCAAUGCUAUUUGUUUAAUUUGAUUUCAAAGUUAUCCUAAAACACACUUUCCUUAAUAUGUUGUGCCAUCUAAAAUGAUACAAAAUACUAAACAAAAAUAAUUGUACAACCUUCCGUAAAUGCUUCAAUUAUAGCGUUAAUUUACUUUGGGCGUUAAAUAGAAUUGUCUGUCAUAAUACAAUUUGGAGUGCAUGAGGAAGUGGAAAGUAAUAACUCUAAAAUACCAUUAAAAGGUGACGUGUGGUGAUUUUCAUUUAAAAAAACUUCCAAAAUGUUCCAUUCUGAAGGCCUUCCCAGAUUGCAAAUGAAACCACGCCCCACCCUCUAUAAAAGUAUAAUAAUUUAUAUUCAAAAAAUGUACACUGAAAAUGGAUGAAUGGAUGUUUAAAUAUAUAUCCCAAAGACAUAGCCGCAAUUUUUCCCCCAGUUAAAAAAAAACUUCAUAAACUUAUAGACUCACCCGGUCACAACAUCAGGUACACCUGCACAUGCUUUUACAGGCUCUCUGCAGGUUUCAACAUGUCACAUUUAAGACUUAUAAGACUUUUUUAAGACCAUCUUGAAAAUAAUUUAAGGCCAUUUCACAUCCAUACGGACAAAAAAUACAAAGAAAAUCAGAGGUCUAAAAUAAAUGUUAAGUAUAUGAAUUCAUUCGCUGCUCUUUCACAUUGGAAAACAAAAUGAUUAAACUAACUAAAUACACCAGGAGCUUCUCUAGUGUAAACUAAUUGAAAAAAAUAUUAGCAAACAUCGUAACAGCCAAUUUUCAGAUUUGCCAUAGAAGUGUUUUCUUGCAGAAGGUGCAGUGUCCUUCAUAUCAAGUGUUUUCAUGUAACAUCAACAUCAGCAAAGGUAGAGGAAAGCACAACAAUAUAUUGUCUGUGAAAGGGACAGUUAGCAUCUCUGCUAAAGCUAAAUGGUUAACUUUGGUAAUGUUUUUUGGGCUGUCAGAAUUGAGCAAACCGAUAAAAACAUCUACAGCACUACUGUAUCUGCACAAAAACAGUCUGUGCAGACAGAGUGAUUGUCUAAAAAGACGGAAGGCGAUUAUGGCUUGCAAGCCUCAAACAGAAUUUGGAUGUAAAUAAUGUGGAUAACAUUCAAAUGUGCUCAGCUCGUUUUGUAUAUGGUGUGACUUUUUUGAAAACAUAUUGCUAAUACACAAGGAUAAGUUUUAAUGUAGGCAUGACAAGAUGACAUUCACAAAUCUCCAUUGCUUUCCUCACCCCACAAUAAGAUGAGUGUAAACCAGGGGCCUCAGACACACGGCCCGCACCUUAAUAUGAAAAUUUAAUGUUAGUGCGGCCCGCGAGUUUUAUAUGAAUGCCGCUUGACAGCGUCACACUUGCCAACCCUCCCAAUUUUUCCGGGAGACUCUCGAAUUUCAGGGCAACCAUUCUCUCGAAUGUCUACCGAUUUUCAC
Entelurus aequoreus (snake pipefish) is the source of this 3089-nucleotide messenger RNA. RefSeq names its product trophoblast glycoprotein a (gene tpbg1b). The transcript has 2 exons. The record is from RefSeq and is a predicted model, not a curated record. NCBI's taxonomy places the organism in Eukaryota, Metazoa, Chordata, Actinopteri, Syngnathiformes, Syngnathidae. Gene Ontology annotation, biological process: negative regulation of canonical Wnt signaling pathway. Bases 206 to 1339 code for a protein of 377 amino acids. Gene Ontology annotation, molecular function: protein binding. Gene Ontology annotation, cellular component: plasma membrane.